Molecule: messenger RNA, 2581 nt
Organism: Gekko japonicus
Lineage: Eukaryota; Metazoa; Chordata; Lepidosauria; Squamata; Gekkonidae
Gene: GRHL1
Product: grainyhead like transcription factor 1
Exons: 16
Coding region: 150-1991 (613 amino acids)
Biological process (GO): regulation of transcription by RNA polymerase II
Cellular component (GO): nucleus
Molecular function (GO): DNA-binding transcription activator activity, RNA polymerase II-specific; RNA polymerase II cis-regulatory region sequence-specific DNA binding
Source: RefSeq, a predicted model, not a curated record
UGUGUGUGUGUGUUUGAUGGCUUGAAUGCUGUUGCUCUACUUUUAAUAAGGUGUUGCUGAGCUUUUGUGUGCAGCCAGACUCCAAUGUGCAAAUUUAUUCUUUGGACUUCACAAGGUGCCUCCUUAAUGUGCUUUUGGAGAAAGAACUGAUGGAUUUUUAUGAAUCUCAUCUGCCAGGCAAGGUGGAGUUCUCCAGCAAAAGGCCAGUCUUGGUUCUUCAAAAUGACACCCUCUACUCCCAGAGGCGACCCUACACCAGUGAGGAUGAAGCCUGGAAAUCCUUUCUCGAAAACCCUCUUACAGCAGCCACUAAAGCCAUGAUGAGCAUCAACGGGGAUGAAGAUAGCGCUGCUGCCCUGGGACUGCUGUACGACUACUAUAAGGUUCCCCGCGACAGGAGAGCACCAGCAGUGAAACCAGAUGCUGAUCACUCUGAGCACGAUCAUACCAAAAGGAACAGCAUACCAAGCAUGAUGGAACAAACGCUCGUAUCUACAGGCGAAAACAGAGUGCAAGUCUUGAAAAACAUGCCUUUGAAUAUUGUGCUUCCACACACUUCCCAAAUGGCUGUUGACAAGAGGGGUCACCUGACAACUCCAGACACAACUGUCACAGUAUCCAUUGCAUCCAUGCCGACCCAUCCUAUCAAGACGGAAACGCAGUCACACAGCUUCACUGUCGGCAUUCCUCCGGCCGUCUAUCACCCCGAGACAUCUGAACGAGUGGUGGUUUUGGACAGGAGCCUCAACACAGACCAGUUCAGCUCUAGCUCCCAGCCUCAGAAUUCCCAGCGGCGUACUCCAGAUUCCACUUUGCCAGAGCCUUUUAAAGAAGGAGUGCAGGAGGUUUUCUUUCCUGCCGAGCUGAAUCUCCGGAUGGCCAGCAUAAAUUCUGAAGACUAUGUGUUUGAAAACAUUGCUGGGAACAAUUUUGAAUACACCCUGGAAGCUUCCAAAUCGCUUCGGCAAAAGCCAGGGGAUAAUACGAUGACUUACCUAAACAAGGGCCAAUUUUAUCCAAUUACGCUGAAGGAAAUUAGCAGUGGUGAAGGCAUCCAUCAACCCAUUAACAAAACAAGAGAGGAUCAACUCAGGCACUGGAAGUACUGGCACUCCAGGCAGCACACCGCCAAACAAAGGUGCAUUGACAUAGCUGAUUACAAGGAAAGCUUCAAUACCAUCAGUAAUAUUGAGGAGAUUGCGUACAAUGCCAUCUCCUUCACUUGGGACAUCAACGAUGAAGCAAAGGUCUUCAUUGCUGUGAACUGCCUCAGUACAGAUUUCUCUUCUCAGAAGGGUGUCAAGGGGCUUCCCCUGAAUCUUCAAAUUGACACCUACAGCUACAACAACAGGAGCAACAAACCUGUCCACAGAGCUUACUGCCAGAUCAAAGUCUUUUGUGACAAGGGGGCAGAGAGGAAGAUCAGGGAUGAAGAACGAAAACAAAGCAAAAGAAAAGUUUCCGAUGUCAAAGUACCCAUGCUUCCCUCUCACAAGCGAACAGACAUCACUGUCUUCAAGUCGUUUAUGGAUCUUGAAACCCAGCCAGUUCUUUUCAUACCUGAUGUUCACUAUUCCAAUCUGCAACGCGGAGCUCAUGUUUUUCCUGUUGCAUCUGAUGAACUGGAAGGUGAAGGCUCUGCCAUGAAGAGGGGGCCUUACAUCAGUGAAGACGAUUUUGCUGCCACCCCAAUUAAACUGACUAGAAUAGAAGAACCCAAAAGAGUGCUGCUGUAUGUCCGAAAGGAAUCUGAAGAAGUCUUUGAUGCCCUCAUGCUCAAAAUUCCGUCGCUGAAGGGUCUAAUGGAAGCCAUCUCCGACAAAUAUGAUGUUCCUUUGGAUAAAAUUGGGAAAGUCUUCAAGAAAUGUAAAAAAGGCAUCCUAGUGAAUAUGGAUGACAACAUUAUAAAACACUAUUCCAAUGAAGACACCUUCCAGUUACAGAUUGAAGAGACUGCUGGAUCUUACAAGCUCACUCUCACUGAGAUCUAAGCUCAUUUGGGGCCUUCUGUGGAUUUUAUAUGAAGAUUGUGAACACAAACCUCUCAUUAUUGUUGUCCUCAGGAUUAAAUUUGCCUCUAGGGGAAAAGCCAUUCUUCUUCCAGAGGAAGAAUACUUUCUGUUGUUCAAGCAAGGCUGAUUCAUUUCAGUCGCAGCUCCUAGUGAAUGAAAGUUAUUGAACAGAUUUUUCCAAAAUGGCAGAUCUUACCAAAGCACUAUAAAAUGACCGUCUGGUGAGGUCACCUGCAUAUUCUCUUAGCUUUAAAAUGUAUGGGUUUGUUUCAUCUGUUCCAGGGCUGUACAGGUACCAAAUUCCCAAUGAUAUUUGCGGGGAGGUUCCAGGCAGGUGUGGGACAGAAUUUUACGUUUACUACAGAACAGGGCAUAUUAGCUAUCAAUCAUUCUCCAGCCCCUUAGUAGGAAUGCCAGACUGUUUAGCUUUAUGAAGAACUUCCUUUUUAAGCUACUGUACUGAAUCCCGUUGGACAAGCUCUAUUUGUAUAUAACUGCAGUAUUUUUGAAGGGUUGUAAAUGUGUAAAUAGAAGUCAUAUAUAUAAUAUAUAUAAAAUAUCAUAUAUCU